GGAACGUAGUCUCUUCGAAAAUGUCUUCGUUGGUGAAUGUUUUGCUGCGAAAAAGUGUAAAUUUAAGCAAUUCAAAAGCCUUAUUGGCGAACAUACCGGUAGUUUAUAAUGUGAAUUCUGAACGUAAAGCUCACCGAUGGAUGCCCGACAAAGAUUUCGUGCAGCAAUUCGGAGGGGCUGUUAUGUAUCCUGAAGGAGUGACUGCCCUCAUGAAACACCCACCUUAUAACAGCAUUGUGACACCAUCUGAGAAGCAGGUCCGUAACAUGAUACUCAACUUUGGACCUCAGCAUCCCGCUGCUCACGGUGUGCUCCGACUUGUAAUGGAGCUUGAUGGUGAGACGGUACGCGGUGCUGAUCCACAUAUUGGUCUCCUCCACCGUGGUACUGAGAAGUUGAUCGAAUACAAGACAUACACCCAAGCUUUGCCGUACUUUGACCGUCUCGACUAUGUAUCCAUGAUGUGCAACGAACAAUGCUACAGUUUAGCAGUAGAGAAAUUACUUAAUAUUGACAUACCGUUACGAGCUAAGUAUAUAAGAACACUGUUCGCUGAAAUCACUCGACUCCUCAACCACAUAAUGGCGGUUGGCACGCACGCAUUGGACGUUGGAGCUCUGACUCCAUUCUUCUGGCUUUUCGAGGAACGUGAGAAAAUGAUGGAGUUCUACGAGAGGGUCAGCGGUGCGAGGAUGCACGCAGCUUAUAUACGCCCUGGAGGUGUUUCUUUGGAUAUGCCGCUGGGCCUGAUGGACGACAUCUACGAGUUCGCAAGCAAGUUCUCGGAACGACUCGACGAGGUGGAGGACGUUCUGACCACCAACCGCAUCUGGGUGCAGCGCACCAAGGACGUGGGCGUGGUCACCGCGCAAGACGCGCUCAACUACGGGUUCAGCGGCGUGAUGCUCCGCGGGUCGGGUAUCAAGUGGGACCUGCGCAAGAGUCAGCCCUACGACGCCUACCACCUGGUGGAGUUCGACGUGCCCAUCGGCACCCACGGGGACUGCUACGACAGAUACUUAAUCCGAAUUGAAGAAAUGCGUCAGAGUCUCCGCAUCAUCGAGCAGUGCCUCAACCAGAUGCCGCCCGGGGAGGUGAAGACGGACGACGCCAAGCUGACGCCGCCGUCGCGCGAGGAGAUGAAGACAUCAAUGGAGUCGCUGAUCCACCACUUCAAGCUGUUCACUCAGGGCUACUCCGUGCCCCCGGGAACCACCUACACCGCCGUGGAGGCGCCUAAGGGAGAGUUCGGUAUCUACCUCGUCUCCGACGGCAGCUCUAAGCCAUACCGAUGCAAGAUAAAGGCGCCAGGGUUCGCUCACCUCGCAGCCCUCGAGAAGGUCGGGAAGAAUUCCAUGUUGGCGGACAUCGUCGCCAUCAUCGGCACCCUGGACGUGGUGUUUGGGGAAAUUGACCGGUAGACACCAGCCGUUCCACAUGGCUCCUGUCUCCGUAUCUUGUUCACAGUGUUAAAUAUAAACGACUUUUGUAACAGCAUUUUAUAAUAAAACCAUAGACAAUAGCACCCUUGCAAGAUCACGUAAUAGAAUAAGCAAGUCUUAAGCAAGUUUCUAGAAGUUUCUGUGUUUUUAUCUGCAAGUUGAUAACUAACGGUCUUACUUAGCUGCUGUUCAGUUGAACACAGAUUUAUCUCUUUCUGUUAUUAUUGAUUUGACAUUCGAAAGAAGAAGACAGCAUUUAAUCACACGCGUACGCUUAUAAAUGAGGCCGUAAGUUUUUAAUUGGGAUUUAUAAAUUUGCAUUUAAACGCGUUUUUGACGUCUGUGUGUUGAUCACGACGUAACCUUUAAACAGCUCAGUAUGGAUUUAAAAAGAGUAUUGUUGUCUUAUUUGUUAAUUUUAAGACAAAUUAUUAACAUAUUUCGUUUUUUUUUUUAAUUUAAAUAUAAAUUAAAAAAUAAUAGAGAAAAUAAAUAUUGAAAAACAUUUUUUUGUAAAUUGAACGUUACUUUAAAGUUAUAUCAUUCGAUAGCGGACUAAGGAAGGGAAUGGCAACCAGCAGGCCAGACAUCGACAAGAGUACGGAGACAAUAUUUUUUUUAAAAUAUAUUGUAGAAGAAAUAAAAUGUACAUUAUAAGUAAAGCAAAUAAAUUAUUUGUAUAUCUGA
Molecule: messenger RNA, 2129 nt
Organism: Nymphalis io (European peacock)
Lineage: Eukaryota; Metazoa; Arthropoda; Insecta; Lepidoptera; Nymphalidae
Product: NADH-ubiquinone oxidoreductase 49 kDa subunit-like
Exons: 10
Coding region: 21-1421 (466 amino acids)
Biological process (GO): mitochondrial electron transport, NADH to ubiquinone
Molecular function (GO): NAD binding; NADH dehydrogenase (ubiquinone) activity; quinone binding
Source: RefSeq, a predicted model, not a curated record